AUGAAGAAACGUGAUAUUGUGAUAAUUUCAAUUUUGAGCUGCGCUGCUCUUGCUGUCCUUUUCUCUAUCGCCGCGUACCUGUAUAUACGUAGGCGAAGACGAAAGAGAGAGGAUGAUGAAGAUGGAACCAGUUGCGCCAUACGGAUCGAUCAGUCGGGUGCGGACAGUGGCAGAGAGAAAAAUGGUACAAGGCUUAACGGGUUUCUGAACUUAAAAACACCUCUCAUCAGUACGAAGACUCUAGGGUAA
Parnassius mnemosyne (clouded apollo) is the source of this 249-nucleotide messenger RNA. The record is from the annotation of a GenBank genome assembly. NCBI's taxonomy places the organism in Eukaryota, Metazoa, Arthropoda, Insecta, Lepidoptera, Papilionidae.